AUAACACUGAUAUGAUGAUCAGAACGCUCCCAAAAAGGUACAUAAAGACAGGGUUUCGUCCUUUUCUCUGACAUCUUGCUACCAGCUACCGGCUCAGCAGCUUCGCCGGAUCGUCCUAACAAGCUCUUCACUGAAAUCCCACUCUAACAUCAUGCUAUUCUCCGGACUCAGCAGCACGUUGCUUCUCGGAGCAACAUGUUUACUCAUGAGUUCAGGCUAUACCAGAGCUGACGAUGUGUCCCCACCAAAAAAUGCCCGCUGUGACAGCGAGAUCUGCCGCUUGAGCCACGUUGAGAGCAUAACAUGUGAAGGAUCUCAGACAAACCUUCAGUGUGACAAAGGACAGGUUUUAGUCAUCCACAGUGCUAGUUACGGACGGCAUGACAAAACCACGUGCUCUGAUGGACGUCCUACAUCUCAGCUCCAAGUUGUCACAUGCUCAAGUUCCACAAGCGAUGAUGUUGUUGCUUCGAGCUGUAAUGGGAAAAACAGCUGUACUAUCCCAGCGACUAACUCUGUGUUUGGAGACCCCUGUGUUGGCACCUACAAGUACCUGGAGGUGGUUUAUACUUGUCAGUUCCAGACUGUAACGUGUGAAGGAUCCGAGGCAAACCUUCAGUGUGCUGAAGGACAGGUUUUAGUCGUCCACAGAGCUCAUUUCGGGCGGCAGGACAAAACCACGUGCUCUCUUGGACGUUCUGCCUGCCAAAUCAAAAAUGUCGACUGCACAACUCCUGCAAGUAUUAAUUUGGUAACUGACAGAUGUAGCGGGAAAAAUAACUGUAGUCUCUCAGCAACCAGCUCUGUGUUUGGAGACCCCUGUAUUGGCACCUACAAGUACCUGGAAGUGGAUUAUACUUGUCAGUUCCAGAGUCUAACAUGUGAAGGGUUUCAGGCAAACCUUCAGUGUGGUGAAGGACAGAUUAUUGUUGUCCAUGGAGCUCAUUAUGGUCGCCAUGACAAAACCACAUGCUCUGCUGGACGUCCUGCUUCUCAGCUCCAAGUUGUCACGUGUUCAAGUCAGAGUAGUACUGAUGUUGUUGCUAAAAGCUGUAAUGGGAAAAAAAGCUGUACUAUCCCAGCGACCAACUCUGUGUUUGGAGACCCCUGUGUUGGUACCUACAAGUACAUGCAGGUGGUUUAUACUUGUCAGUUCCAGACUGUAACAUGUGAAGGAUCUCAGAUAAACCUUCAGUGUGGUAAAGGACAGGUUUUAGUCAUCCACAGAGCUGAUUAUGGGCGGCGUGACAAAAUUACGUGCUCUGCUGGACGUCCUGCCUCUCAGCUCCAACUUGAAACGUGCUCAAGUCCUGGGAGCAAGAAUAUUGUUGCUAACAGCUGUAAUGGGAAAAACAGCUGUACAAUCUCAGCAAGCAACUCUGUGUUUGGAGACCCCUGUGUUGGCACCUACAAGUACCUGGGAGUGGUGUAUGCUUGUUACUGAAAACAUUAAGUCAACUAUUCAUUGUGUGAUCUGACAUGAAAAUGUCGCAUCCCCACUGUUGAUGUCACUUCCACUAGAAUGUCGAGCCUCGAUGACAUCACUGCUGGAAGAUGUAUUGACAAAUAUGAUUUCAUAUCACAAUAAAAACAAAUAAACACAUAUCCUAAGCAGCAAA
Messenger RNA from Oreochromis niloticus (Nile tilapia), 1619 nucleotides. RefSeq names its product L-rhamnose-binding lectin CSL3. The transcript is spliced from 17 exons. Bases 152 to 1444 code for a protein of 430 amino acids. Gene Ontology annotation, molecular function: carbohydrate binding. NCBI's taxonomy places the organism in Eukaryota, Metazoa, Chordata, Actinopteri, Cichliformes, Cichlidae. The record is from RefSeq and is a predicted model, not a curated record.